CCAACCAUUUCUAUAAGUCUGUUUUUGUGUUAUAGGGAUGUUGAUGGGUGUUUUCGAUGGACAUGGUGGUCCCGCUUGUGCACAAGUAAUAUCCAAACGGCUAUUGAGCUACAUCGCGGCUGCGCUACUACCUCAGGAUGAUUUGAAGAAAGUACUCAAAGGGGAUCCUCACCCAAGUUUUUUAGAAACUUUCAACGAUAGAGUAGAAAUAGUAGAUGAUUUAAAAAUAAUUUAUGAGAAUAGUUUCAAGCAAUAUUUAAUGCAGCUUGCAGAUGAACCUUCAGAUGGUAAAGAUGUGCGAGCUUCGUUAGAAAAAGCUAUAUUAAAAUUAGAUAGUGAUUUAUCUAGGGAAGUGGUAGAACCUUUCAAGACAAGUGGUGUUUUAAAUUCUAAGACUUUAUCUGUUGCUUUGUCUGGUGCUGUAGCUUGUGUGGCCCAUAUAGAUGGCCCUCAUUUAUAUAUUGCAAACAUAGGAGAUUGCAAUGCGGUUAUAGGUACACAAACAGAAGACAACGAUUGGAUUGCAAAGAAAAUCACAAAGGAACAUAACUCUGAAAAUUUUGAUGAGUUAAAAAGAAUAUGGAGUGAACAUCCGGAGGAAGAAAAGAAAACUGUGAUAAGACGAGACCGAUUGUUAGGUGAGUUAGCACCUCUACGCAGCAUGGGCGAUUUUAGAUACAAGUGGUCAACAGAAACGUUAAGUGACGUGGCAGUGCCUCUAGUCGGUCCGAAAGCCAUACCUCCUAACUACCACACUCCACCAUAUCUGACUGCCAUGCCUGAUAUUUAUUAUCAUAGAUUAACACCCAAAGACAAGUUUUUGGUGAUUGCAUCAGACGGCUUGUGGGAUAUGAUGACCGCAUUGCAAUCGGUUAAGUUAAUAGGAGAGCAUAUGAAAGGGAAAGUGUUUUUUAACCCUUUAAAAUUGCCUAGAAAAAAUAUUCAGCUAGGGGAUAUAAAUGAAUUGUUGUUGCAUAGGAAGGAGAGCUUAAAGAGUAAACCAAAAGAUAGGAACGCUGCUACACAUCUGAUACGCCACGCUAUCGGAGGCACAGAGUAUGGAGUGGAUCAUUCUAGAUUGGCACACCUGCUUAGUUUGUCACCGGACGUGAGCCGUAUGUUUAGAGACGAUAUGACUGUAACGGUGGUUUAUUUUGACUCUGAAUUUUUGAGACAAUGUCCGUCGUAAGUUUAUCAACACGUUAAAGUGCGCAUAAACUGGGUCUAUUAUGUGAAUACAUAUUGAAAUGUUCUCAUGUUAAAACAAAACAUUAUACUUUACAAUACUUCUUAUUCGGCGCAAUAUAAUUCUAUUGCAUAACUUCGUGUGUAUAAUAUAUUACCUUUUUCAAUUCUCUCGCAUUUCUAUGAUUUCUCACUGCACUUGUAAUGUAUUAUUAUUUUUAUAACGCUUAGUACGAAUGUACUAUAAGAAAUGGAAAUAUUUAUUAUGACUUGACACGAAAAAGAUAGUUUUGACACUUAAAGUGGGUUUUUGUUGUGAUAUGUUAGAAUGAAGCGAAACUAACUAAUUUUUGAAACAUAUAAACCGUUGUACACUUGGACGCGACGAAUCCUAUGUUACUUGACACUAUUUGCAAGGCUUAAAGAAAAUUCGUUUCAUUAGUCUCCAUUAGCACUGACAGAUGUGCGAUCACCUUAAAUUGUUGAUGAUAAGUUAGUACGGGGACAAUUUUUUUCAUAAUAUAGUUUACAAAGUAAAUGUCAAUUAAUGGUUUUACAUUAUCACAAUAUGGGGUAAGUGAAUGGGUUCAGUUUGUGCGUGUUUUAAAUUAACAUAUCGAUUGUAAUCUGAAUUCUUUAUUUCUUUGUCGUAAAUGCAAUUAUAUUUAAUUAAUAUGCUAAACGAUAUGUUAAGUCUUUAGUUUUUUCGAUGCUUAUGCUUUUUUCUGGACUAUAACGGAAAAGUAUUUAAUGUGCUUGUGUAUAUAAGAUUUAUUUAUUUAAAAAUAUAAAAUCGUUUCACAUUACAAAUGUUGUCCUGAUUCACGCUCAAUUGUAGUGCCACUUAUACAUUUUGGGUUUAAAUUAGUUUAAUAUUGUUAUUUAUGUGUACACUAAAUUAAUUUAAAUGCCCAAAAAUAUUUGAGUUCAUUUAUCAUUCAGUAAUGUUAAAAGUUAAAUCUUUUGCAUAUAUUGUUACUAUAAUUACCCACCGCGGUGGUGCGAGACCUAUGUUGUGUCUGCAUAUUUUGGGCGACAUUUUCGAGAAUAUAAGUUAUGCUAAAUAAAAAAAUGUAUAUUAAUAAAGUUUAUUGUAUUCAAGGCUAGACAGGGAGACUAGAUGCUUGAUUUUUAACAAUAUUCUCUAAUUACUCAUAAAAUAUGAGU
Molecule: messenger RNA, 2352 nt
Organism: Diatraea saccharalis (sugarcane borer)
Lineage: Eukaryota; Metazoa; Arthropoda; Insecta; Lepidoptera; Crambidae
Source: the annotation of a GenBank genome assembly